Fulmarus glacialis (Northern fulmar) is the source of this 1368-nucleotide messenger RNA. It is a transcript of the gene GDAP1, whose product is annotated as ganglioside induced differentiation associated protein 1. Gene Ontology annotation, biological process: mitochondrial fusion; mitochondrial fission. The record is from RefSeq and is a predicted model, not a curated record. Lineage: Eukaryota; Metazoa; Chordata; Aves; Procellariiformes; Procellariidae. Gene Ontology annotation, cellular component: mitochondrial outer membrane. The transcript has 5 exons. Bases 85 to 957 code for a protein of 290 amino acids.
CGCUUGGCAAUAGCCGAAAAAGCCCUGAAGUGCGAAGAGCACGAUGUAAACCUGCCGCUGAGCGAGCACAACGAACCGUGGUUCAUGCGCUUGAAUUCCUCUGGAGAAGUACCUGUCCUGAUCCAUGGGGAAAACAUCAUUUGUGAGGCAACGCAGAUUAUCGAUUACCUUGAAGCAACGUUUGUGGAUGAGGAAGUACCAAGAUUAAUGCCAGAUGAAGGGAGCAUGUAUUAUCCAAGGGUGCAACACUAUAGAGAGCUUUUAGACUCCUUGCCUAUGGAUGCCUACACGCAUGGCUGCAUCCUGCACCCCGAGUUAACAGUGGACUCCAUGAUUCCAGCCUAUGCUACCAGCAGAAUUCGUAGCCAAAUAAGUAACACAGAAUCAGAGUUGAAGAAACUUGCAGAACAAAAUCCAGACCUUCAGGAUGCCUAUAUAGCAAAACAGAAGCGCCUUAAAUCUAAACUGCUGGAUCAUGAUAAUAUAAAAUACCUAAAGAAAAUACUGGAUGAACUGGAAAAAGUUUUGGAUCAGGUUGAGACUGAAUUGCAGCGGCGAAAUGAAGAAACGCCAGAAGAUGAAAAUCAGCCUUGGCUCUGUGGUGAUUUCUUCAGUCUGGCAGAUGUAUCACUUGCUGUCACAUUACAUCGCCUGAAGUUUCUGGGAUUAGCAAGAAGAAACUGGGGAAACGGAAAGCGGCCCAACUUGGAAGCGUAUUAUGAGCGCGUCCUGAAGAGAAAAGCAUUUUACAAAGUUUUAGGACACGUCAACAAUAUAUUAAUCUCAGCCGUUCUGCCAACGGCAUUCCGCGUGGCCAAGAAAAGGGCACCCAGGGUUCUUGGCACCACCCUGCUGGUCAGCAUGCUGGCGGGAAUGGGUUAUCUUGCUUUCAUGUGUCUUCGGAAGAGGUUUGCCAACAUGAUGUUAUCGAUUAGAACGAGGCAAAAUUAUUUUUAGACCCGUCUGUCCCUGGUGGUGAGUGGAGGGCAUCUCUAUCCCCCAGGAAAAUAUCCCCAAUAAGAUAUAAAUAUAGAAGAAAGGUUAUGUCUGUGAAUUAGAACAUUGUCACACAGUGAUCGUCUCCUGCUGUUGUAUAAUUGGAUUGGCAAUGGCAAGAUAUUUGUGGAAAAUAUAUUUUGCGGGGACAACAAAGGAAAGAAGAGACUUUCUUUUCAGUCGAGGACCUAUAAGGGCCGUGACAGUGCUUUGUUAAAGUGGUUAUUGUCUUCUUUACCCAGUAGCUGACCUAAUUAUAAUGCUUUUAUUUAAUAGAUAUACAGCAAUGUGACAGCUUUUCACUGUGGGUGAAAUGCAUUACUGUGCAGGAACCAGCACUGUUGAAAUACUGAAAAUAGCACUUACUUUAAA